CCAGCUGCUACCUUCAUGUAGCGCGGCUGUGGAGACUCCAAUUCCCACAGUUCCUCACAGCAGAGCAGCGAGUUCUUCCGACCGGAAGUGAAACUGCUUCCCGCUUUUCGCCAACAUCCCCGCAACUUCGUAUCAUAAUGCCCAAAUCAAAGGAAGUGUUGUCGUCCACAUCUGGAAGUGACUCUGACAGCGACGUGGAGACCAAGGCUAAGAGAAAGAAGACGAGUGCACCAGAGAAACCAGCCAAGAAACCAAAGAGCGGAGAGAGCUCCAGGCCAGGCGGCUCAUCCAAAGGCAGCAGUAACAGUGAUGACAACAUGUUCCAGAUCGGUAAGAUGAGGUAUGUCAGCGUCAGAGACUUCAAAGGCAAAGUUCUGAUUGACAUCAGGGAAUACUGGAUGAACCAAGAUGGAGAGAUGAAGCCAGGAAAAAAAGGCAUUUCCCUGAAUCCUGAGCAAUGGAGCCAACUGAAGGACCAGAUUUCUGAAAUUGACGAUGCCAUCAAAAGAAUAUAGGCACCCUUUCCAAUGCUGUGUUGAGUUAGUUGAAAACUGUUUGCCAGAAGGGUUUUGUAAAAAGAUUUAAAUUCUUUUCUAACUCACUUGUUUCAUUUGCAGAUGUAUAGAACUAGUGUCUUCUGCAUGUACUCUGUAGUUUGUUCAUUGUGUACCCUGUUGUUUUUGAACAGUUGUAGUAAAAGUGUGGGUGGAUGAGUAGGUGGUUGAUUAUUACAAUUGGUGGGUAGGUUUGAAUGAGAGUGAAUUGUUCUUUUUAUUGAAAUACUUAAUAAAAGCCAGUAAGGCUCAAUAUUGGUUGCGUAGUGUGAAAUUAUAUUUUCUUUCCAAUAUUUCAAUUCAUAUUUAUGGUAUGAGUAUCAUGUGCAGGUAUAAAAACCCUAGAACUGUUUCUUUUUAUUACAUGACCUUUGUUAUAUGUAACGCUUAAUAGAAGUGCUGAGUGUGAGCAUUAAACCCAGAUAGUUUAAUUACAAUGAGUUGUGUAACAUUCAGUUUUCAUGUUAAACCUUCACAUUAUUAGACUGACAGUGCAACACGGCUGAGGUAUUGAAAAUAAAAGACUUUGUUGAACACAGCUUGGCACAUUUUGCUCUUGACAGCACUGAAACACUGCUGAGUCAUGUUGGAAGUGAUAUCCAAGUCCAAUCAGUGCCUUUGAGUCACCUGCUAAUAGGGUUAGCUCACGAGAGCUAGUUCUACUACUAGUUCUCGCAGUUAAUCCUAAAUUUCCAAUAACUGGUCAUUCCCUAGAAACCUGAUUUUUUUUUUUUUUUUUUUUUUAAUGUUUGAGGACUAAUGACGUGUUUUCAGUCACCACUAUAAUUUUUCCUACCCUAAAGUUACCCAUAUUUGUUUUCCUUAAGGCAGCAGUACUGUUGUGCUUUGAUGAGUUGAAACUGGAUGCAGUGAAAUGCUCUCUGCUGGAAUGGUCUCUAGAUCUGUGGUUUAUGAAUGGUGAUGACUUUGUUCACCUCAGAAACAGAGCCUUGUAAGGUGGGUGUUUAAACCAAAAAUUCAUAUUUGCAAAUCAAAGGAUUUUGAUGACAUGAUGUGAAAUCUUUGUACCCUACACGAUUUGCAAUGUAAAAUUUGGGAAAAUUGUAGUUAAUGGGUCAAACAUUCAAAAUCACUGGUGUGGGUGUUGAAGUGGCUGGGAUCAGCUACUGCAGAUUGUCACUUGGCACCACAUGCAGCAGUAAAUAACAAGAAGGAUUAGAGUGACAACUGCGUAACAAUGAUAUGGCCUAUUAGUCCUGCAACACUUCAAAGGUCAUGAGAAACCUUGUAAAUGGUUGUAUACAUCUGAACAAUAAAAGUAAUGUGGGAAAGGAAA
Messenger RNA from Myripristis murdjan (pinecone soldierfish), 1851 nucleotides. RefSeq names its product SUB1 regulator of transcription b (gene sub1b). Bases 138 to 515 code for a protein of 125 amino acids. Gene Ontology annotation, biological process: positive regulation of transcription initiation by RNA polymerase II. Lineage: Eukaryota; Metazoa; Chordata; Actinopteri; Holocentriformes; Holocentridae. The record is from RefSeq and is a predicted model, not a curated record. Gene Ontology annotation, molecular function: transcription coactivator activity; DNA binding. The transcript is spliced from 5 exons.